Messenger RNA from Amoebophrya sp. A25, 2339 nucleotides. The record is from the annotation of a GenBank genome assembly. Lineage: Eukaryota; Dinophyceae; Syndiniales; Amoebophryaceae.
GCGAGUUGUUCAGAAUUCCAAGACGGAAGAUGCAGCGGUCGGGGUCAUCCUCACCCGUGUCGACGAUUACAAUGUUUCGCUAUGUUUAUGAUCUUCAACAUCUGCUGGCGCAAUAUCUUCAUUUAUUCCUCGUGCCUAUGUACUGAUAUCGAUUUUUCUAAGCAAGAAGCAAGCUACUCCCGUGCGAGACAGGAAGUGCUCCGAGCUUGAGUCGUCCCACAUUGAAGAGGCCUGUGGUAAGAAUGUCAUCCCGAGCCAGCUGAAGGGAGUAUUGACUGCAGCCGUGUUAGAUGAGGAACUCAAUCAAAUCUCGGUCGAAAUGCAAAAGCGCGGCUUGAACGCGGACAGCCACAGCCCCGCUCCUGCCGAUUUCCAGGAGUGGUUAAUCAAACUCUCGGCUGCUAAUGUGCAGAAAGCUUGCUGCCCCGAGGCCAAGCGCACUUGUUGUUAAAGGAGCACGACAUCAUAGCUAGAGCUGUGAUGCGGAAGCAAAGCUUUGAACACACUCACUGUCUCCAGGAUGAUUUAAGUACAAUGAUUUAAUUAAGUACAUUUAGAUUUGGUAAGAAAGAUUAAAGAAAGGCUCAGAAAGAAAUAGAAAGAAAGACAGCAGAAAAAAGGGUAAAGACAGAGAAAGGAUGAAAGAAAGAAAGAAAGAAAGACACGCAAGUGGCACUCACAUGAUCGCAAUUAAUUUGUAUCCUCGGUCGUCAUAAGUACACAAAAGGGAUGGAUGUACAUGAACCCGCAUUGUUGAUAAUUUUCUGUGUAUAAUGAUCGAAUAUUAACGCUUUCAAAAGGUGGAUCCAUAUUUUGUGUUUUUAUUUAUUAUCAGCUCCGUUCGAGGAUGAGGAGCAAACUUCUGAAACUCCCUCAUUUACUAACAAGAUAGAAUCUAGAGGACACGACUAAGAAUUGCAAGCUUGAUCAAAGUGGAUGAUUCACGUUGAUCAGGAGUUUGUCUUUUCGAUUGUUGCUCGACCUAACACAGGACGAGCAGUUGUACUUGUAGCCGAAUAUGUUGCUUCUUCGUGGAUCUGGAUCAUACAUAAUAUUGGACAUAAGGAAUUACAACGAUUGUGAUUGAUAAAGAUAAAGAUUAAAAAGAGUAUAAGAUGAUGACCACAACAAGAUUUAAAAACAAGCACUCGGAUUAAUAAGAACAUAGGCCGUGAUCGCCAUCACAUUGCGCGUUUUGUUUUUGUGUAUGGUUCUGGUAUUUGGUCGCCUGAGUCUGAUCAUAAUAAUAUGAAAAAACAAGAGCUAGAGAGCGCCUGUGAUCGAAUUCAGAUUAUCAAAUAACGGCUGAUCUUGUGUUUUUACUACUUGUUGGACUUGUUUGUCGCUGAUCUGUGAGAGGGAUAUUUGUCAUCUGAGGUAGGGGCACCUCUGGUUUAUAGGAGCAUCCGACAAAAAAUGGAAUCAGUGCCAUUCGGUCCACGCUCUGAAUUACGAACAAGAAGAACAACAAGACAACCACCUCCACGACGACUUCUUCCGCAUCCGCGGGAACAGCGGAGGAGAACAAGGAAGAACAGGGUUGGGCAUUAGUUCGUCAUGUCAUCGCAACAACACCGUAUCCACGUGGUGCGCGUCCUUUGGCGAUUCAAUUUCUGACGAAACCAGGUCCUUACCACGAGAGAAGCUGACGUCCAACUUUUGAACGCAGCGUAUCUAAAGUCGUCGCCUUUAGUACGCACGCAAGCAUCUCAGCGUAUUACAGUUCUGCCGUUGUUUGAGUUGGGCACUGCAGAAGGAAUGGCUUUCGCAGAAAUAAUCCAAGCAGAUGUUUGUAUGCGAGUAGAGAUGUGGAAGGAAAGCGGCGCUAGCGAGUCAGGAGACAGUGGACGAGAAGAGUUUUCUAAAGAUGCUGAUGGAGAUGGCAAUAAUACUAGAAGAUUCUCAACUUCUGCAUAUACUUUGCGGAGUUACAAAAGCUUUUGUGCUCUGCUACAGUUGAAAGACGGUUCUUGAAACCGGCUUCCGCGGUGAGCCGUACUCGUAUCUGAUAAGGUUAGGCACGGAUGUGAGCAUAAUUGUUGUAGCCUUAUACUCCUGAAAAGGUUGUUUCAAUUUGCGUCUUCCACCUCGAGUAUCCAAAUUUUUCGAAAUAUUCCGAGACGGACGGGAUAAUUCCAGAUCUCAUUCUCAAGAAUGUACAAAACCAAACAACCCAAUUUAUGGACCGAUUCUUGUGACUCUUGAUGCAGCUCACAUUUCCUGUUACAAGUCUGUUUUUGAUUUUGUUCUCGUCUCCACCUCAAGAUUCUUCCUUGAACAAGCUGUGAUGAUAGUCUCGUGUACAAUGAAAUUGUAAUGGAAGAUUACCAACAGAGAAC